Molecule: messenger RNA, 1241 nt
Organism: Sesamum indicum (sesame)
Lineage: Eukaryota; Viridiplantae; Streptophyta; Magnoliopsida; Lamiales; Pedaliaceae
Product: carbonic anhydrase 2
Biological process (GO): carbon utilization
Molecular function (GO): zinc ion binding; carbonate dehydratase activity
Source: RefSeq, a predicted model, not a curated record
UUACUUCCCAACUAUAAAACCGAAACCUGCGCCUUCAUUCCUUCACUACACACCCACACACAGACACACUGUCUUCUUUCAGCUCUCAUUCGAUCGGUUUCUUGUUGUGAAAAAAGCUUCUUCAUAGUGAUCCCACCAGACUCAGAAAGAGAGAAGGAAAAUGACUGCGUACGAGGACGCCAUUGCUGGCCUGCAGAAGCUUCUCAGUGAGAAAAGUGGGCUCGGGGAGGUUGCCGCCGCCAAGGUGAAGCAGUUGACGGCGGAAUUGGAGGCCACCGAUGAGUCGGCUUUUGACCCGGUUCAGAGGAUCCGAACGGGGUUCGAGCAUUUUAAGAAAGAGAAUUACGACAAAAAUCCUUCAUUGUAUGAGCAACUAGCCAAAGGACAGAGCCCCAAGUUUUUGGUAUUUGCUUGUUCGGAUUCCCGGGUAUGCCCUUCCCACGUUCUGAAUUUCCAACCGGGGGAGGCCUUUAUGGUCCGGAACAUCGCUAGCAUGGUUCCGCCAUAUGACCGGAAGAAAUAUUCCGGGAUGGGGGCUGCAAUCGAAUAUGCUGUACUUCAUCUUAAGGUGGAGAAUAUAUUAGUGAUUGGGCACAGCUGUUGUGGAGGGAUCAAAGGCCUCAUGUCCAUUCCUGAGGAUGGGACCACCAGCAGUGAUUUCAUUGAGGAAUGGGUCAACAUCUGUAAGACUGCUAAGGCUAAGGUUCGGACAGAAUGCAGCAACAUGGAUUUCAGUGAACAGUGCAAUCAUCUGGAGAAGGAGGCCGUGAAUGUUUCGCUAGGGAAUCUGUUGACCUAUCCGUUUGUGAGGGACGCUGUCGUAAAGAAAACGUUAUCGUUGAAGGGGGGACACUAUGAUUUUGUGAAGGGCAGUUUCGAGCUUUGGAAUCUCGACUGCAACGUCUCUCCUUGUGUUUCAGUCUGAGGUUUAGUUAGAGUUGUUAUGAUAGAUAUUGAUGAUCUAUGAUUCACUGAUGUAAAUGUCAUGACGAGCAAAUUAAUGUUUUUAGGCAAAAAUAAGGUUGGUUUGUGUGUUGGCAAAAAUAAGGUUUUCUUGGCCGCUGCGGAGGGUGUUAGGCCGAGUUGUUGCUUGUUUUUUUCUAGCAAUUCCUGCACUUAAUGUUUUGGUCCUAAUAACCGUGUAUACUCCCAUCGAAAUGGAUGGCUAAGGUUUUCGUACGUUUCCACCAAAACUACGACAAAGUUUUCAUUUUCCAUGUUAUAAAAACUGCUUUUCUUAA